AUGGCGCUCUCCAAAGUCGAUCCUGCUGCAUGUCUAAAACCUGCUGGAAAUGUCGAAGUUCUGGUGAAAACUUCUCUUCAGGCAUUCAACUCAGUUGAUACCUCCGCGAAAGCACUUCUCACCAAAAGCGCCAAGGAUCUUGAUGCCUUCAGGGGCCCAAGUGGAGAUGAAGUGGUCACAAUGCGCCAGUUGAUUACCAAUUGCACUGGUGAAUACAAGGAGCUGGCUCUUACGGAGAUUCGCCUUUGUGAAGAUCUAAAAGGUUAUGGUACAAUCUUGCCAUCUCUCCUCGAGAUGUCCAUUUCUGAGAUACUCAGCAUUGUUCAGCCCAUGGUUGAUGAAUACAAGAAGGCGGUCGAUAAUGGAAAAAACGAAAGACAAGCCAGGGGAGAGAAGAUCGUCAUGGAAAUUGAAGAGAUCAAUGGACGAAUCAAAGAUGCUUCUGAGAACAUCGAUGCCCUGGUCAAGCAGGCCGAAAGUCUCGAAGAUAGCCUCGCAAAAGAGACACUCGGCAAGCUUCUUGCCGACUUUCUUCGAAAGCUGUUCAAUCUUGCUGACGAUGAUGAGGGCGCAAGUGCUCAACUUGCCACUCUCCUUGGUGUUGCCGUUGACACCCUUCUGAGUAGCUUUGAGAAACUAUACAAAGAUCGACAGAAGCUGCAGGAUACUUUGAAUAAGGUCAAGGCACUCAUAAUCAGCCUCAAGGACAUCAAAGCUGAGCUUAUCAGGCUUGUGGCUGGUACAAAAGCAGGCAUUGACGCCGAUAGAGAUGUUGUCCAGGUGUGGGCCGAAGUGCAGAAACGGUUGCAAGAUCUCACCACCUAUCCUGAUCAAUCCUCAAACUUGACCAAGGAGCAGAAAUUGAUCGUGGCAAUGGCAUGGGAUCAAAUGGUCAAGACGGCGACUUCUGCCAUCGGACAGCUCACUGGAGCAGUGCCGGCCAAGCCACAGAGAGGCGGCAGCACCAAUGGACUCUCGUCAGCUACUGCACGUACGAUGCCAUUCCCAGAGACCAGGGCUCAGAUCAACGCUAUCCUUAUGGCGGCGAGAGUCGGCGCUGACGAAAUGCUCAUUGAUCCCAAGAAGUAUGCUGUCCUAUCCAAAUUAUCUCAAGUGCCUGAGGUUGUGCAUCGUCUCUUCACCAACGCUGUUCCAAGCGACUCGGAGGAUCCAGAAGUGGAAAAUCAAAUCAAGAAGUUUGGCGUUGAGGACGUGAAGGAGAAGAUGGAGGGUCUUGGUUCAGAUCACAAAGCUAUUGUCAACUCAUUCCAGAAAAUCCUCGAAAUGCCUUUCCUCCAGAACCUAAACAUUAUUGACCCACUCUCACAACAUAGUGAAGAGAUUGAUAUGCGAACUCUUGUACAGAGAUACAAAACCAAAUAUGAGCAGCUUCAGCACAAGACUGUUGCAGUCUGUCAGAACUUCAUGUCUACCAGCACAUUACAGCUUAGCUUGCUUCCCAAAGUCGGCAUCCCAAAUACCGAGUCUGCGAAGGAUCCCAGCAAUAUCAGCAUCAAAGACUACGCAGAGACUAUGAAGCCCAUCGUAGAUGGUUACAAGCAAGAUGCAGAUGACGCGCGACGAGCACAUGUCGACUUUCUCAAUGAAUGGAAGAACGCACAAAUAAACAUUACUUCACGUAUCGAAGAAUGCAAGGCGAAAGCCAAACUGCUCAAAGAACAGAUCGAAGCGAAACAGAAAGAGUACGAAAACGAGACUGUAUGGGGUGUGCUGAAGCUCAUAGGUGGCGUGAUCUGCCUCGUGGCCAGCUAUUGGGUUCCUCUGCUCGCACCAGUUGGUAUCAGUUUGAUGACAACAGGCAUCAAACAACUGAUUGAUCGGGGUCAGCUGUCGGAUGCGAUCAAAGAAUUGCAGCAGCAGUUCGAUACUGCCAAUGAUACGGCCGACAAACUCGGACAAUUGAAAGCUCCCAUGGAUACUGUCACAACCAAGCUACAGACAGUCAUCAACAUCUGGAACGACAUCAACACUAACAUCAACGACAUCCAGGUCAUAACUGAAGUUCUCUUCAACCAGAGAACCAGUGCUGUCAUCGAAAAGCUCUGGAAGAUUCAAUUUCCACAUGUCAGUGCUUAA
Molecule: messenger RNA, 2097 nt
Organism: Exophiala bonariae
Lineage: Eukaryota; Fungi; Ascomycota; Eurotiomycetes; Chaetothyriales; Herpotrichiellaceae
Exons: 9
Coding region: 1-2097 (698 amino acids)
Source: RefSeq, a predicted model, not a curated record